This is a messenger RNA of Drosophila grimshawi, 579 nucleotides long. RefSeq names its product ATPase inhibitor mai-2, mitochondrial. Lineage: Eukaryota; Metazoa; Arthropoda; Insecta; Diptera; Drosophilidae. Gene Ontology annotation, biological process: negative regulation of ATP-dependent activity. The transcript is spliced from 4 exons. Bases 66 to 386 code for a protein of 106 amino acids. Gene Ontology annotation, cellular component: mitochondrion. The record is from RefSeq and is a predicted model, not a curated record. Gene Ontology annotation, molecular function: ATPase inhibitor activity.
AAGUUUCGUCAGCAGAAGCAUCCAAUUAUUCACCUAUACUAAUUUUUCAUUGUUUACUGAGCAGAAUGUUCGUUGUACGCCGUAGCACAGCCCGUUUGUACCCCGCUGGAGUGCAAUUGGCAAAAAUGAGCGGCCAGUUGGGCGACUUGGGCAGUGGUGCCGGCAGGGGCGGCGGUGGCGGUGGCUCCAUUCGUGAGGCUGGCGGCGCCUUUGGCAAAAUGGAGGCUGCUCGCGAGGAGGAAUACUUCUACAAGAAGCAAAAGGAUCAGCUGGAGCGCUUGAAGAACGAUCAGAUCCAUCAGGCCGAAUUCCAUCAUCAGCAGAUCAAGGAGCACGAGGAGGCCAUUCAGCGCCACAAGAAUUUCCUCGAGAAUUUGCACAAGUGAAUAACUUGAUCAACUCAAUAACUCAAUGAAAUGAACAACUUUCACAUUAACGAUAACUAUUGCGUCACAAUUACUUAAAUGCAUUUCUUUAAUUAUAUAAUAUGUUUUUGUAUUGUUCUUUAAGUGAUUCUACACACACAAGGCUUUAAUAAAGAAUUGUUUUCACUGUUCGCAUUUUAGCGUAAAACUUGAA